Messenger RNA from Plodia interpunctella (Indianmeal moth), 5321 nucleotides. RefSeq lists its product as uncharacterized. The coding region runs from base 346 to 1077 and encodes 243 amino acids. The record is from RefSeq and is a predicted model, not a curated record. The transcript has 7 exons. Lineage: Eukaryota; Metazoa; Arthropoda; Insecta; Lepidoptera; Pyralidae.
ACCCUGCGUGUGAACUACCCUUACACGUUUAUUAAAUUUCAGUUUUAUUGAAAAAGGGUUUAGACCCUGAUUUUAUUGAAAGAUAACGCUAGAACUCGGUUCUUUCGAGAGAAACUUAUUUUUGAGGGAAAUUCGUUCAGCGUUUCUUACUAGUUUCUCAGUAAAUCUUUGUGAAAAAAACUUUUAAACUUAAUAAGCGGUGCGGAUUUCCGAAGUCGCUUGUUGGAUAUAAUGAUCGGUAUUUGGCACAACCACGACAACACGGUGGCGUUGAGUGGUGGCGCGGUGCGGGGUCGAUAGUACCAGGGCGCGCCGCGCCCGCGCCGUCCCGGCGCCUGCGCAGCCAUGGUGCGCGACAAGAAGCCACACAAGACCGACUCGGUUAAAUCGAGCACGAAUUUAGUGGGGAAGUUCACCCAGAGCGUCCGUCGAAUCGUUCAAGAUGUCAAAGAUGAAGGCACUUCUAGCGGUCAGACGAAGGAAGAGGUGAUCGAGACGAACGAGCGGCUGCGAGGGGUGCGCGUGCGCCUGGACGAGAACUACGACACAGCAAAGAAGGCGCUGGUCACGCUGAUGGCGCGUUACAGCGAGUCCAAGGCCCAGAGGAACGUGUUCACCAGGUACCCGAUCCUGAAAGCCAUGAUCAAGGAUGUCAUCCGUCUGGAAACCCAAUAUUGGUCGCUGGUGGAGAUCCCUCGCCAGGAGAAGGCGGAGACCGUGCCAGCAUUCGUGCUCCGAGCAUGCGCCAUCAUGGAGAAGACGCAGAAGUCAGGAGAAGGCGUCAAGACCUCAUCCAAGUUGGCUGAGGAAGCCGCUGACCGGAGGGAGCGAAUAGAAAGACUGAACGACAUGACAACGUCCCAGAUAGAAGCUGAGAAUACGCAGAUGACAAAUGACUUGUACCGACUGCUGAAGAAAUACACUGGCCUGAGGAACCUCAUCAGGGAAUUAAAGUCCGAGUACGUGAGCUCCAAAGUGUACCCCAUGUUCCCGCGGUACACCAUGUUGAAAGACAUGAUAAAGGACAUCAUGCACGAUCCCGACUACAUGGAGGUCUGCCACGAGGUGGACCCAUAGCGUGGGGUGCGCAAAUAGAUGAGGAGCUCCUUUACCGACCGCCAGAGGUCGUGUCGUCGCUAAUGUGCCGAUUGUAAUCGGCGAGAGGCAGCGUUUCCUUCCACCACUGUGAUGGCAACACCGGGGAUGUGUCAGUGCGGCAGUUUUGUGUUAACGUUAUCUUGUAUGUGCAUUGCAGUAGUCGCUCUCAGUGGAUGCUUGCUUAUUAUGUAGCACUGUUCUUAGUAAACUCGGGCUACCUGAUGGUUUAUUUCAGUAUCUAUGAAAGUGUUGAAUGGUUUAUGUCGUAUACAGAUAAAAAUGAAUACAUCGUCAUAUCUUUCGAUUUGGUUAUAAAAGAAAGAGAAAGAAGAAACGGGAAUCGUGUGCCCGGUUCUACGAGGCCUUGCCACUUUGUAUGAGACAGGCUGGCAAAUUGUAUGGAAAUCUCAUCGCACGCCAGCUCGUUGUCUUUAUUUUUCUUUGUCUUUGAUUUAGGUGAAAGUAGUGGAGGCAAAUUCUAUCAAGUGCCUAGGUUUAGUGCUAAAUAUAGCCCGUGUUUACUUAUCUUUAGUGGUCAAGGGAGCGGUAGGAAUAGGAAGCUAGCGGCGGUAGUGGCGAGUACUCGUUUAUUUUGCGCUAAUUUGCUAAUUGGACUUUAUUAGUUGUAAGUUUUACUAGAUAAGUACUCGUCUUUGAGGAUUCUGUGUUACCUUAUUUCAAUAGAUCUAAACGUGGCUUUCGAAUUUCGCAAAUCAUGGCUCUGUCUAAAUGCUUCAUACGAGUAUAUAUUUAUAUAUUAUGGUAUAAAUGUGCGUAGAUACUAUACAAACACUUCUACCAAAGACUUAUCACAUUGUAUGUGUAUCCCAUGGAAUUAGUAGGCACUCAGAAGUAGUUACUAAAUCCAUGGUGUAUCCUAAAGCCGAGUUGCACCGUCAAAGUUGACGGUGACAACCCAUCCUUAGCAUAAAUAAUAUUCAUAGUUAAAAUUACAUCUAAUCCAAACUUCUAUCUGUAUACCAAUCAUAUCAUAAUGACAUAAUCUCCUAUUUAUACAAUCUUUACUCUAAUACAUAAUCUUUCCAAUUUAAUAUUAUAUUUAUAUUUAUAGAAUAUCACAAAUUUUAUUGUAAAAAUUGAGUGUGUGAUGCUCUUGCGAUGAAAUAAUACCAUUAUAUGUGUUCAAAGUUAAAAUAGAACCUAUAUAUAUAUUAUAUAUAUCAAUCCAGUAAUCAUAUAUCAUCUAAGUACUUAUCAAUAAAUUUACCUAUCGGAUCAUAUAUGUGUUAUCAUCCCGUUUCAAGUUUUAAGACCAUAUUAUUAAUUAGUUUAAAAGUAGUAGUAUCAAGUUAAAUAGGCUUCCAAAAGGAAUUUGGUAUUUUUUUAAAACACCAAAUUUUUGACAUACUUAUAGAUAUUAGGCACUCAAUACAGGAAACAUUUCCGUGCAGUAAACUGUUGAGGAGUUCCCGCUCCUGGGUGCACCAUCAGAACAUAAACACUAUUGUAAUAAAUACACAUUGUCGUCCAAAAUACCCUGGGCUCCAACCCUCAACGGCUAAAAAAGUAAACAGAUACCUUGUAGAGGUAAAGCUUGUAAAAAGCUAUUUAUGUGAAUCCGAAAAUAUAUAAUUUGGUUUUACCAAAUAUUUUAACUGGUAGUUCCGAAAUUUAAACCAUUUUUUCUAGAUGCAUCUCAUGGAAAAAAAUAAAAAAAUCUGUUAUAAAUUAAUAAAAUUGUAUGUUUGUAAUGAUAUGUUAAGCAUAAAGUGUAAUUAUAUUAUGUUUUGCUAUAAGAUAUAGGAUUUGAAAAAAUGCAGUGCGAUUUAAGGAUUUGGAAUGUAGAUUUUAUCUUUGUAACGAUAAUAUAUCCUCAUGUAUAGAAUGUAUGUACAAACAAUUUUGUUUAAAUUAAUUGUUAUGUUAGUUAAUAGUAUGAUUUAAGAUUAUAUUUUUAAAUAAGUUUAUAAUUUUAGGUAAAAUUUAGAGAAUAUACCACGAUCUCUAUUACUUACACAAAAAUUUAAUACAUGAUAUACCAAAUUGGUUAUUAAUAUUGUUAAUACAUAAAUAUUGUUUUAUUACAAUAGCUAGUUUACAGAAGUAUGUAAAACAAGUGUUAAAAAAAUAAUGUAAUAAUAGGUACCUAAUAAUAUAUGAAAGCAAAUAGUGAGGUCAUUGUUAGAUUAGAUAAUAAAAAUGUAUUUGAAACUGGCAACACAGUACAAUAUAUAUUCUAAAAUUAAAUUUGUUUUCUCGUAGUUUCUAUGUUUAGAUUAGAAAAAACGUGUAGUAAAAAUAUGGAUAUAUUCUACGUAUUUUUUUUAAAUUCUUAUUUAUAAUAUUUUGUUAUAAUUUAUUUAAAAUGUUAUUUUAAUAACUAUUUUCUCGUACUUUCUUAAAUAAGUUAACUAGAAAUCUUUUUUUACCAAAGAAAAUAUUUUUAUUUAUACAUAUACUUACUGACCUGAAAAUUACACCAAGAUAUAGGUAACUGUGGUGUAAUUUUCAGUUCAUGAAGUAAAUCAUUUUACUUCUUCCUUCAUUGAGCGUAAAUUUUGAUUUACCUACGUAGGUUUAAUGCAAACAGAUUAUUUCUGUUUCACCAGUAUACUCAUGUCGUACUACAUAUUAUAAAUACUUAUUACUGCCAUUGAUGUAAGAACAUUCUAGUUAAUGUGUUAGGUAAAUAUAAUAAUUCGCAAUUGUUAUCAAAAUAUAUUACAUAAUAUUCAGCACAUUUAAGUUACGUUUAUAAAAUUAGAAUCCUUUCCUACAGUUUGACCUAUGACCGAUGAUUCUUCGGAUUGACCCAUUUUUAAAAGCUUUUAUUUAACUUGCAAUGUAUGUAACGACAAGCGAUAAGCUUUUAUGAUCAUAUACAUUGUGUAUAAUGAUACAUACACAAUUUAUAUGAUCGGUGAUUAUACGAUUAUAAGUUGAUAGUUACAAUUUUAAAAAGAAAAAAAAUUAAAUAAAAGCUUUUUUUAAGUUUUUUUCUUUUAAUUUAUUUAAAUGUGUUCUCAAUCCAGUGAGUCUGAUUGUCAUUCACAUUCGAAAUUUGGUAUGGAAUGGAUGGAUAGAAUUUCAUUGUCAGAAUUAUUAACUCGUCCAUGGUCACCGAGGAAGCGUUACAGGUAAUAUUUUUCAAUUGUGGUUCAAUUGUAUAUAUAUACCUUUACAGCAUAUUUAUUUUAAUAUACAAAAUACUCAAUGCGAAUAAUAUUAAUUUCUUUUCCUUUAUGAAGAAUAAAUUUUACUUUUGGCUUUCCUCUUCUGAAUACGAAUCUCAGCCAGAGAAAAAGAGAUCAUCAGUAAAUUAAAAAAGAAGUUGUGUUAAUAAAUAAAAUACAAAUACUUAUAUGUGUUAAUCACUCACAUACUUAACUGCUGGAUUAACUUUAAUCUUUGUCUCUCUAUACUCACUAUCCAUUAGUAAUCUCGCAAUAAAUAUAUCUUAUACUCACAUUACCCACAUAAGUGCUAUUUUUUAAAUGAGCUCAUAAAAUAUCGAUGAGACGGCUUAAAAAUCAUUCUUACUUAUUUAGGUGAGUCAUGUUAAAAAUAUAGGUGGGUUAUUUUUAAAAAAUAGCGCUGUGAUGCAUAGUUCUGUAAAUUAUCAUAACAAUAAUGUAUAAAUAUAUGAAGGAGUAAAAAUAAGCUUUUAAUGGAAAAAACAACGGUGCGUAUGUAUAGUUAUCUAUUCGCGUCUCAAAUUUCAAAUAAUUUGUUAAGAAAUUUGACCUUCACUAGUAAUUUCUCAUAAUGCUAUAAACUAUGCAUUUUCGCAUCGUCGUAUAUAGGUUUAUAUAAAAAAAAAUAGCUCAAGGUACAUCUAUAUAAUAAAGGUACAUCUAUAUAAGAUACAUCUAUAUAAUUCUUGAUGGUUUAAUACGGCUGUAUAUGAAAUAAAUUGUGAUUCGUCGGAAUCGGGAAUUUUUCCUUUUUUAGAUUUAUUUUUCUUGUAAUAGUUGAUCAUCAAGCAUACUUAUGUGCACUACCGUCAAAAAAUAAAAGAUGAAUUAUAGUGAAAAGUGAAGAAGCGGGAAGAACCUAAUCAUGGAUAUUUGUAAUUGUAAUUCAGUAUACAUACGUACCUAUACUGUUGUAAUAACUAUUUAGGUACCCUAGAGGUUACAUUGUAAGAAUGCAAGGCAUUGUACCUAUUUACUAGUUGUGGUGUGUAUAAUGUUUUCAUGUGAUUGGAUAUGAUGUCUAAAGCGCUUUGUUACAUAAAAUGUAAUACAUUAUUUUUUGGGCAA